Messenger RNA from Fusarium coffeatum, 2166 nucleotides. RefSeq lists its product as uncharacterized. The transcript is spliced from 4 exons. Gene Ontology annotation, biological process: mitotic DNA replication checkpoint signaling; DNA replication initiation. Gene Ontology annotation, molecular function: ATP hydrolysis activity; ATP binding; DNA replication origin binding. The coding region runs from base 1 to 2166 and encodes 721 amino acids. Gene Ontology annotation, cellular component: nuclear origin of replication recognition complex. NCBI's taxonomy places the organism in Eukaryota, Fungi, Ascomycota, Sordariomycetes, Hypocreales, Nectriaceae. The record is from RefSeq and is a predicted model, not a curated record.
AUGGCACGCAUUGCUUCGACAGAAACGGCGAAACAAGAAUUGUCCCAAAAUCCUCAGGAUUUAUCCGACGAUGAACUCGCAGGCGAUGAACCGACAUGGGAAUGGAUAUACAACUCUACCCCAAAGACCGAACGAAGCGAUGAUCCCCAGAGCGAUAGAAAACGAAGAAAAGUAGUCGGCGACAGGAUUGUGGGAGCCAAGAUUGGCCAAUUCGAAUGUCGAAUCGGAGAUACUGUUAUGCUCAAGGCCGAUGGAUUUAAUGAAGUAUGGGUCGCUCUGAUCUGCGAGUUUGUCGAGGAUGAUGGAGAGGGCGAAAAGGCAGCCAACUUCAUGUGGUUCUCGAGCGAAAGGGAGAUUCGAAACAAGGACAAAAAACGAACAGACUUCUUUCCAAACGAACUCUACCUAUCCCCAUCAUGGGACAUCAACCCCCUGGCGUCCGUCAAUGGAAAGGCUAAGAUUAUGUCCCAUGACGCCUUCCUAUCUAAAUAUCCCCAAGGUCGAGUUCCUCGAAACCAUGCAGACUUUGGUAAGGUCUUUAUCUGCCGGCGAGGCUGCAACACUCGUACUGCAACUUAUACAAACGAGUUUAUAUGGGAGGAAAUAUACAAUGGCGAGGAUGACCUCUUUGCUCUGAUGGACAGGGUCAAAGCCGGCACAAAAGCAACACGGCAACGUCGUAAAGCUCGAAGCCCGUCCCCUAUGGACGAUGCUUAUCAUCCUCCUCAGGUCCCACAGACUCCGACCAAGACUGGGCGAGGUUCAACAGCAGCCACGCCAACUUCUCGAAGAAGCCAAGCAACACCGGGUUCUCGUGUAAAGAGGAGUGCAAGCAAGAGACUUGAAUUCACACCAUUGGCAACACGUAAACUCUCGCCGAGUCAUGUUGAAUCUUCGCCAUUCCAAAUAGCACGAUCUCGCCUGCAUGUGUCUUCGGUGCCCACUAGUCUUCCGUGUCGAGAAGGAGAGUUCUCCCUAGUAUACUCUCAUCUCGAGGCCGCCAUCUCAGAUGGUACCGGUAAUUGUAUUUAUAUUUCAGGUACGCCCGGUACCGGUAAAACUGCUACAGUCCGCGAGGUUGUUUCGAGGCUGGAGGAGGCGGUAGGAUCCGACGAGCUCGACGACUUUAUCUUCGUCGAGAUCAAUGGUAUGAAGAUCACGGAUCCUCACCAGUCUUAUACUCUUCUCUGGGAGGCCCUUAAGGGGGAACGAGCCAGUCCAACCCAGGCCCUCGAUCUCCUAGAAAGGGAAUUCAGCAACCCGAGUCCUCGCCGUACCCCCUGUGUGGUGCUUAUGGACGAGCUUGACCAGCUAGUCACCAAGAACCAGGCGGUCAUGUACAACUUCUUCAACUGGCCUGCCCUGCGGCAUAGUCGCCUUAUUGUCCUGGCAGUCGCCAACACUAUGGAUCUUCCAGAACGAACACUGACCAACAAAAUCAGUAGUCGUCUAGGCCUUACACGUAUCACAUUCCCCGGUUACAAUCACGAGCAGCUUAUGAGAAUCAUUCAAUCGCGACUGGAAGGAGUCCCUGGAAACAUUGUAGACCCGGACGCCAUUCAAUUUGCUAGUCGAAAGGUAGCUGCUGUCAGCGGUGACGCUCGAAGAGCCCUCGACAUUUGUCGUCGAGCUGUCGAGCUGGCCGAGGCGGACGCCCCCAGUGAUCCCACAACUCCGAGCAAGCGAGAACCCCAAACACUAACAAAGGGUUCUGGCCGCGUUACUAUUGCAACAAUUAAAAAGGCCAUUAACGAGGCCACUACUAAUCCCAUCCAGCAACACCUUCGCAGUCUCCCACUAAUGUCCAAACUCGUCAUGGCAGCUCUCCUGAUGCGUAUUCGAAGAACAGGUUUGGCCGAAACAACAUUUGGCGAAACAUUGGACGAGAUACACCGGGCCAAUCUUCGAGCUCCGCAAGCGCUUCCUGGUAUCGCAGCGGUUCUCGAUAGUGGCCUGAAGGGCACAAUGACGAGUGCGCAGCGCCCAAUGACCCGGCCUGGACACAUACACACAGCGGCCCUCGAGUUGGUGGCGGCUGGUCUAAUUAACCUCGAAAAUCAGCGCGCUGAAAGAUCGAGUAAGCUCCGCCUCUCCAUUGCAGACGACGAAGUGAAAAUGGCCCUCCGCGAUGACGGGGACCUAAAAGCCUUGGGUAUCGGUGUAUAA